GCUUCUCGUCUACUCUCGCCUCCAUCUUCAGUGUUCCCUGCUUCAGCAUCCUUCCUUACCAAAGUAUCAUCGAGAGAGCAAUUGGGGAAAGGGAAUGGCAUCUUCUGACGAUGAAGCCGAAGCAGAGAUAAAAUCUGUAUCAAACUAUGAUUUUGUAGAUGAUGACGAUGAGCCUAUAUCAUUCUCGGUGUUACCAGUUCAGUGGAAAAAGGACGAGCUUUUGGGUGGAAAGAGGAAGCACAUAUUUUUGUGCGGGGAUGCUGAUAAUGGCAAUAUGAAGAUUUAUGAAGAAGUUACUGCCUGGAAAUUUGAUUUGUCAAGCCCAAAGCCUAGCCUGUGGGUACUGCAUAAAAAGAAGAGCUGGAUCCUGCUUGAGAAACCAAGGAAGGCCUAUGAGGAUACAAUUAUUAGAACAAUAGUGGUUACUCUGCAUUGCUUGCAUUUUUUUCGAAAAAAUCCCGGCGCUUCUCUUAAAUCCUUGUGGGAACUUCUGCACCAGGUUUUCAGUUUUGAGCCAAAGCCUUCGGAGAACGACCUAGUGGAGCACAUUGAUUUUAUUAGUGAAACUUUGAAGCAUGAUGAACUUCUGGCCAAAUCUAAGGUUUUAGUUACAUUCCUUAAAGAGAGGCCUACAAAGAAGAGAAUUGUUGAUGAGGUAAAGGAUAAAACCCUUUCAGGGUUCAUAGUUGACGAUCUAGGUGAUGAAAGUUAUGAAGGCAGAUCUGAUGAUGAGGAAGAUGAUCAGUUUGAAUCUGUCUGUGCAAUCUGUGACAAUGGUGGUGAAAUUAUUUGCUGUGAGGGGAAGUGCCUGAGGUCAUUCCAUGCUACUGAAGAAGCUGGCAGUGAUGUGGACCCCCCUUGUGAAUCUCUUGGAUUGACUCACGAACAAGUUGAAGAUAUCCAGAAAUUUUAUUGCAAGAAUUGUCUAUACCAAAAACAUCAAUGCUUUGCCUGUGGAGAGUUGGGGUCAUCAGAUCUAUCCUCUGGUGCUGAGGUUUUCCGUUGUAUUAAUGCUACUUGUGGUCGCUUUUACCAUCCACAUUGUGUGGCCAAACUGCUCAAUCGCAGUAAGAAGUUAAAUAUGGACAGUCUUCAGAAAAAGAUUGCUGCUGGAGAACUGUUUGCUUGUCCCAUGCACCAAUGCUUUGUUUGCAAUCAGAUUGAAGACAAGAAAAAUAAGGAUAUGCAAUUUGCUAUCUGCAGGCGGUGCCCUAGAGCAUAUCAUAGGAAAUGUUUACCAAGUGAGAUUGUAUUCGAAGAUGAUGAAGAGCAGGAUAUUGAUGAACAACAGAAUACAGUAGCAAGGGCUUGGGAGAAUCUUAUUCCUAACAGAAUAUUGAUUUAUUGCUUAGAGCAUGAGAUUGAUGUUGAAAUUAAGACGCCAGUAAGAAACCAUUUAAAAUUUCCUGGGGUUAAUAAACAUAAAGUAAAGCAGAAUACUAAGAUGCUGGAGAAAAAAAGGAUCAUACGGAAAAGUAGUGGCCCUUUGCAUGAAACUGAAGAUGUGAGCCAAAAUAGUGUUGCCAAGCACUCAAAAGGUCUGCAUAAGCCAUCCACUGGAUCUGUUGGUGUACUUUCCAAAAAAAGAGAGGGAAAGUUUCCCCCACCCAGUAUUUCUAAGAAACAGAAAGUGAUGGGUACUACCAAAAAGAGUGCAGAUAAGGCUUCCUCUGCUAAGUCUCAACCUGGUGCAGCUGAAGGCAAAAUGACUUUAGGGCAAAUGCUAUUUGAGCUGAAUCAACAAAGGUGCAGUGAUGCCGAGCCAGUGGAUUCGAAUAAAGUGACUAGAGUUUCACUUGCAAAGGAGGAACCAAGCAGCUCAUCAAAUCUUGAUGCUGAUUCAGAAAAAAGAAUACAGGAUCUUAUGAAAGAGUCUUCCAAACUUACUCUUGACGAGGUUUUGAAGAUGCUCAAAGUGCCAACUGAACAUGCAUACUCUUCAAAAGUUGCAAUAGAUCGCUCUAUAACCUUAGGAAAGGUUGAUGGGUCUAUUAAGGCAAUUCGUACAGCAUUACAAAGGCUAGAAGAAGGGGGAAGUGUUGAUGAUGCAAAAGUAGUUUGUGAUCCUGCUCAUCUUACACAGAUAAUAAAAUGGAAGAACAAGCUAAAAGUGUAUCUCGCUCCAUUUUUAUAUGGCAUGCGCUACACCUCAUUUGGUCGCCACUUCACUCAGGUGGACAAGCUAAAGGAGAUUGUGAAUAUGCUUCAGUGGUAUGUUCAAGAAGGUGACACUAUUGUGGAUUUCUGCUGUGGUUCCAAUGAUUUUAGUUGCCUUAUGAAAAAGAAGGUCGAUGAGAUUGGGAAGAAAUGUUCUUUUAAAAAUUUUGACAUUUUGCAACCAAAGAAUGAUUUUUGUUUUGAGAAGAGAGACUGGAUGACUGUCCAGCCGAAGGAAUUACCCCCCGGGUCAAAGUUGAUUAUGGGGUUAAAUCCUCCUUUUGGGGUGAAUGCAGGGCUUGCCAAUAAGUUUAUUAACAAAGCCCUUGAGUUUAAGCCAAAGCUCCUCAUCCUUAUCGUCCCCCAGGAGACCCAACGACUUGAUGCUAAAAAGAAUGCUUACGAUCUCAUUUGGGAGAAUGAGGAGCUACUAAGUGGAAAGGCUUUUUAUUUGCCGGGAUCAGUUGACGUGAAUGACAAAACAUUGGAUGAUUGGAACGUAUCGGCACCUCCCCUUUAUCUUUGGAGUCGUCGAGAUUGGACCUCCAAACACAGAGAAAUUGCUGAACAGCAUGGGCACCUGCUGCCGACUACAAAGGAGGACAGAAACCAGUCUCAGAAGACCACCGCCGCCGCCCCUGUCCCUAAAAAGGAGGACCAAAAUCAAUCUGAGAAGACCACCACCACCACCACCGUCCCUGUCCCCAAAAAGGACCAAAAUCAGUCUGAGAAGACCGCCGCCGCCGCCGCCACCACUACCGUCCCUUCCACCACCCCCACCGCGGAUGAUGAUUCCAAGCCACCCUCGAGAGAGGUAGUGGUAGAAACUGAGAAGGCCGAGUCUACCCCACCCGCACCAGCAACAGCAACUGUUGAAAAAGUCAAGAAUGGUCCUAAACCUGGAAGUGGGAAGAAGCAACCUGACAACUUUAGGGGGAAGGGUGGUGCGCUUCGAAACUUCAAGAAGCAACAGGGCAGGAGGGACUCUUUCGUCAAUCCACCGCCACCCGCAGGUGCGAAAGCCGCUUUGCCAGCAUCCCCCAACCCAUCACCCACCACCGUCUCCCCUGGCGGUAAGCGGCAGCCACCACGUGGAGGCAUUAAUAAUAAUAAAAAUAACAACAAUAAUAAUACUAAUUUACGUGGGCCCACUGGAAAAGCCGCCAUGCCACAUCGUCCUUCGCCCAAUUUCUCCGCCAGGAAAAGAGCAAUGCAGUGGCGGCGAGAAGGAAACAAUAAUAACAACAAAGCCGGGGACAUGCCAAAUCAUCCCUCAGCCAACGUCUCCACCAGGAAGAGAUCAAUGCACUGGCGCCGCGAAGAAGAAAACAACAACAACAGUAACAGUCCUCGCCCUAGUUCCUCGCCAGGCUUAGCCCAUAUGCCUCCACCCAAGCGCCACGACAGAAUGCCGCCGUCCGUGGAGUUCGACGUGGUGAACAAAUACUUGGGAGACAGAUGGGAUAGCCCUCCGAGGGGCCCACCGGAGUACGCCCCACCGCCUCAUCAUCAUGCUCCGCCAGCUCAUAUGUACGGCCACCACGAUCACCUCGGCCGGUAUGGCGGCGGUGGGCCCGGCUUUGCGGACCAAGCCCAUGGCUUUUAUAAUGGGCCGCCGCCGCAAGGUCGCAUGGGGUGGGGCCAACCGGAGCGGCACGAUGUGAGCCAGUCGAGGGUGAGGACGAUGGAUGGGUUUGACACUCCCCAGGGCCCUCCUCCUCCUCCGACUAGUAAUAGUUUUAAUUCGCUUAGCUUCGCGCAAGGCCCUUACCGCCCCGCUCCACAUAACGACUCUGGCUGGCUAUAUGAGUAGAUGUCUUAGUUCUCUGGAGGAUUAGUGUUUUUUUCACUUUGCUUGUCAUAAUAAAACUGUUGUAGUAGUAGUAAUAAUAAUGAUUAGUGUUUCUG
Cuscuta campestris is the source of this 4065-nucleotide messenger RNA. The record is from the annotation of a GenBank genome assembly. Lineage: Eukaryota; Viridiplantae; Streptophyta; Magnoliopsida; Solanales; Convolvulaceae.